Messenger RNA from Nanorana parkeri, 1405 nucleotides. RefSeq lists its product as uncharacterized. The record is from RefSeq and is a predicted model, not a curated record. The transcript is spliced from 5 exons. Lineage: Eukaryota; Metazoa; Chordata; Amphibia; Anura; Dicroglossidae. The coding region runs from base 89 to 1405 and encodes 438 amino acids.
GAUGCCUUGCCAGAUAAAGGUCCUGCCAAAACGCAGACCGUAAGCAACCCUAGAGACAAUCAGCAACCUGGAGCCUGGCCUGGAUCCAAUGCUUGGGGUUCCACCCCUGGAGCUCCGUCUGCCCCAGGCACUGCCCCUUAUGGACAAGGCCAAGGAGGACCAUAUUCUGGAGGUGGAGCUCAGCCUAGUGCCCCACCACACGCGUACCCAUCUGGACCCCAGCCGGGAGCGCCAAGUGCCCCAUCUGCACCUACCGGUCCCUAUCCAGGAGCAGCACCUGGGCAGCAGCCAUCUCAACCAAAUGUGCCAUAUUCCUACCCAGGGGCCCCCGGUGGACAGCAACCAAAUGUGCCAUAUUCUACAGGACCCUAUCCAGGAGCCCCUGCUGGACAGCAGCCUGCACCAAAUGCUCCAUACCCUUCAGCACCCUACCCAGGGGCUCCAGCUGGGCCAGACCCGAAAGCAGCGAAUGCUCCUUAUCCAGGAGCUCCUUCUGGCCCACAACAACCAGGAGCCCCAUCUGGUUCAUAUCCAGGAGCUCCUUCCGGCCCACAACAACCAGGAGCCCCAUCUGGUUCAUAUCCAGGAGCCCCAUCUGGUUCAUAUCCAGGAGCUCCUUCUGGCCCACAACAACCAGGAGCCCCAUCUGGCCAACCAGGAGCACCUGGGCAAUAUCCCUAUCCUUCAGGGCCAAUGGGACCUGGUGGCAUGCCAGGGUCAUAUCCUAACCCUUCUGGUCAAUCAUAUCCGGCUCCAUCUGGCCCUUAUGGUCAGUCUGCUCCUACAGGUCCUUCACCUGGUGGGCCAGGGUGGGCUUGGGGAUCCCAGGGUGGGCAGUUCCCCUCACAGCCUAAUUUGCCAUAUCCAGCUACUCCUCCAUUCCCAGUUCCUGGUGCUAAUGCUUCAUCUUCCGGAGCCUGGGGCUCGGUGCCGUCCGGUCAGUGGGGACCAUCGGCAUCAUUUCCUGGAGCUCCUGGAUCAUACCCAAAUCAAGGCUAUCCCUGAAGUUGCCGGAUUCCAGGGGUCCUGUUCUGGGAGCCUUUCAGCUAGCUUAUAUAGUUACAGACAUUCGAAAAUAAAACAAGCGUCUUCAUACCGUGGAAGGAACGUAGCGCGUCCCCGGGCCGUCCUGGACAAAAUCGCAGGAUCAGACCGGACCGGAGGGGACCUUGAAGGCCUAGUUCAGCUUGUAGAGGAGCAGUGUGGACAGCGAGCUUUUACAGAGCUUCCAGAAGGUUCCUUGAAGGCUUUUAAAGCGCCCUUCAGCUGCAGUUUGGGAAUGGAGAUCCUCACACAUACAAUUCCUAGUGAACGUCUGGGCAAAACAAUGAAGACGUUCUGUACAUCUCUGCAAUACAUGCACAUGCGUCUGCCAAAAUUCCAGCAAGCUCCUGACAUCCUGUAG